AUGGCUUUUCUCGCCCGUGCGACAUCUCGCCUUGGCUUUUCGACACUCCUGACCUCCCAGACGCAGGUGCGGCAUUUCCUUGCAGGACCACAAGUGCGUUUGGCCCACCGCGCUCCUCAGUUCACCGAGGAUCAAAUCGAGCAAAUCCGUCAACAUGAUGCGGUCUUGGCAGAGCAGAUUCGAAAGGCGCGGGACGCCGGUGUGAAGAUGACCUGGAAGGAGAGAAAUCACUGGCCGUUGUUGGAUGGGCAUGAUGCAUCAACAUUCGUGAAGCUGCAAGCUAGUGAGGGACCUCGGGACCUCAUUGAGCCCUUCAAGGUAAGCUUCAAGGACUGA
Molecule: messenger RNA, 336 nt
Organism: Durusdinium trenchii
Lineage: Eukaryota; Dinophyceae; Suessiales; Symbiodiniaceae
Source: the annotation of a GenBank genome assembly